Molecule: messenger RNA, 1149 nt
Organism: Myodes glareolus (Bank vole)
Lineage: Eukaryota; Metazoa; Chordata; Mammalia; Rodentia; Cricetidae
Gene: Mettl1
Product: methyltransferase 1, tRNA methylguanosine
Biological process (GO): tRNA methylation; RNA (guanine-N7)-methylation
Cellular component (GO): tRNA methyltransferase complex
Molecular function (GO): tRNA (guanine(46)-N7)-methyltransferase activity
Source: RefSeq, a predicted model, not a curated record
CAUCAACCUGCGCCCGAAGCCACGGCUCUCCACGUGGAUUCUGUGGCAUCAUGGCGGGAACGGAGGCCCCCCAGCCGCAGAAGCGCUAUUACCGGCAGCGCGCCCACUCCAACCCCAUGGCGGACCACACGCUGCGCUACCCUGUGAAGCCAGAAGAGAUGGACUGGUCUGAGCUUUACCCAGAGUUCUUUGCCCCGCUUACUCAAAACAAGAGCCAUGAUGAUGCAAAGGAUGAGAAAGAGAAGCAAGCUGGGGCCCAAGUGGAGUUUGCAGACAUAGGGUGUGGCUACGGUGGUUUGUUAGUGGCGCUGUCACCGCUCUUUCCAGAUACCCUGAUUCUGGGUCUGGAGAUCCGGGUGAAGGUGUCAGACUAUGUACAAGACAGGAUUCGGGCCCUCCGUGCCGCUCCUGGAGGCGGAUUCCAGAACAUUGCCUGCCUCCGCAGUAACGCCAUGAAACACCUGCCUAACUUCUUCCGCAAGGGCCAGCUGACAAAGAUGUUCUUCCUCUUUCCCGACCCACAUUUUAAGCGAACGAAGCAUAAGUGGCGAAUCAUCAGUCCCACGCUCCUGGCGGAAUAUGCCUAUGUGCUGAGCAUCGGGGGCCUGGUCUACACCAUCACUGAUGUACUGGAACUGCACCAGUGGAUGUGCACCCAUUUUGAAGAGCACCCGCUGUUUGAGCGCGUGCCUCUGGAAGAGCUAAGUGAAGAUCCCAUUGUGGAACAUCUAGGCACUUCAACUGAGGAAGGAAAGAAAGUUCUACGCAAUGGAGGAAAGAAUUUCCCGGCCAUCUUCCGAAGGAUACAGGAUCCCGUCCUCCAGACAGUGACCCCCAAUCCCACCCUGCCUGACCACUGACUUCUAACCCUGCCUUAGCUGAACUUGUCUAGUAACUAGAAAAAAGAUCAACUCCCAUUCCAGGCCUGCUCAGACUGCUGGGACAGGGCCAUGAUCUCUCCGAGAAGCUGGGUGUGGCCUGUGUUCUCACCCAUCACUGACUCUGUGUUCUUGCCCCUCCGCUGUCAGAAGAAAGCAGAAGAAGCUGACCGAGAAGGUCAAAGGACCUUGGACCAGAGGGUGUAUUUGGAGGGGUGUGGGGUUUUGUUCUCCUCAACUGGAAUGAAGAGGGCAGUGCCCUGCUGUCUAA